UUCAAGAUACAGAUAUCGCACAGUAUGCGUAAAAAAAUAUUAAAACUUAUAGAUGACAUUCGAAAUCCUAUCGAUAUAUUGACUCAAUCAUGCGGUAAGUCAUUAUCAUUUAAUAGUUUGUUUAUCAUGUGUCUCAAUGGUUAUCUAAUCGUUUCGUUUUCAGAUAAUAAACCAAUGUUGAUGCGAGCUAUUAUAUAUUUGUCGGGGGGUUUUCUUCAAUUACUCUACUGGUGUGCGCUCGGAAAUGAACUCAAAUAUCAGGCGGACAAUUUGACAACAAGUCAAUGGAUGUCAGGCUGGGAGAACAACUACCACGGAGGUAUCAAUAAUUUAGUUACAACUGCUAUGAUAAAAACGAUGCAGCCAUUAGAAAUGCGAGCUGGCGGUUUAUUUGCACUUAAAAUGGAAACUUUCAUAUCAAUCCUCAAAAGCUCGUACUCUGUUUUUGUGUUGAUGACAACGGUUUCUGGUUAG
Messenger RNA from Cotesia congregata, 474 nucleotides. The record is from the annotation of a GenBank genome assembly. Lineage: Eukaryota; Metazoa; Arthropoda; Insecta; Hymenoptera; Braconidae.